UAAGCGACUGUGUUGCUUAUAUUAGCUAUGCUCCAUAAAUUUGCUGUUCGUCUCAUAAAACGUGUUGGUCUUUUAACGAGAUAUUAUGCGGGUGGUGUGUAUGUUUUAAUGGCCCUUUAUGAAUCUGCAGAGGAUUUGAAAUGGAGCUCGAGACCUGCCAGGGAGAUGAUUUCCUUUUGAACGUAGAUAACAGGCGUUAAUACCCGCAAAUGGCAUUGACGCAGCAUUGGCAUGCGCCACCAAAGCAUUCACAAUUCCAAUUUGUGUGUGUUUUUUUUGUUUAAUAUCAUCAGCUUAAAAUAUUUCUAAUAACAAUAACAAUAAUUCAAUGUUGCAUGCGCUUGCUUGUUUGCACGCGCGUGCAUGUGUGUGUAGAUAUAUAUAUUCUAACUGAAAAUAGUGUUCAGCGUGGAAUGGCCGGGUGUAAAUUACGGCGCACACGCUGACAGACUCAACAAUAAAUGCCCCAUCUCUGCUGCGGCAGAUUUAAGUAAGGCUAUAGAGCUGCAUGGCCAGCAUUAACUCAGGCUUGCUGCAAUGCGGGAGCGGCUGCGUCACGCACGGGUCGUUUGUCUGCCAGCCGAGCCGAAAUUACCCCCAGACAGCCAUUAUAUCUGCAGCCAGCCCAGGGAUUCGCCGGGAAAGGUCACGGCGAGAUUUCAGCGGCAGAAAUUGCAGCCAUCAAACUGAUUGCCUGUCAUAGCGGCCGCGUUAAUUCAGCCGGGAGAAAAAAAAAGUCGGGCUCAUCUCUCUCAAAAGCGUUUGCUCGCUCUGUCCCAGCGUUCAUCUGUCCGUCUCUCACCAUUUUUCCCCUCCUCUUUUUCUCUGGUGUACGCUCAGUGAUUUAUUUAUUUAUAUAUAGCAUUCUCACCCUUUGUAUUCAAUGUCUUGGGGGUAAUUUUCUCUUAACUAUACGUGCAUUUAAUCUCCGUAAAUUCCAUUGCCUUUCUGUAGGGGUUUUUCUUCUCUGUUGGAAAUGAAAAAAAAUAACAAUGCCCACCACAAUGCUACGUGUAAAAAAAUCUAAGAUUAUUAAAAAAGCAGGGCUGUAUGCUGUAGCCAUCACCUUUCCCUUUGAUAUGUAUUUUUUGUCUUUUGCAAUGCGAGACGCCCCAGUUUGGUGUGCCGCCGGUAUUAGUGAGGAGGAACGAGCAGGAGGCGGCAUGACGGAGUGCGGCAAGCGGCUCUGUCCCGAGCCAUGUGCGAGGCCGCGUGGCUCGAUGUGGCUCGGUAGCUGUGACCGAUGUGGAGCCGUGCCGCGUAAUUUAAUCAGAACGCGGAGGAGAAAUGCGGCCGCCGCCGCCUCAACAUCUCAGAGUUAGAAAAUGGCGGCCGUGACGAGCAGCCUCCCCGCGCUUGGCUGAUGGUGCUGAGGGAGCCCAUCCUCCUUCAAAUACGUGCGACGUUAAAAGCUUUUAAAAGAAAGAAGCUGACAUAAUCCUUGACCCACGUUCGACACAAUUGGGAAAAUGAUGCCUUGCAUCCUUCCACUCCAGCGUGUCCUGCCUGUUAUUAAUUUUUUUACACAUUUUUUUUUACAGAUUUGCGAUGUAGGUGAGCUUACAGGACAGGGAUGCGGCGGUGUUGUUUCCAGGAGCCGCAAGCAGAAACACUGGUUGUUAUAUUUACCUGUUCCGUGUAUCGAGUGAAGGCGGACUGCUCGCCACGUACAGAAGGCAGUGGUUGUUACAAGCAAAGCCCUCCUUUUUCUGCGGGGGGAAAUAGCCUCGCAGUGUUCACGAUCCAGACUGUAUUUUUACCACGCAGAGAUGUGAAGUUUGGCCUUGGGAACCCUUGUUGAAGUGUUAAAUUGCUAAAAAAUAAAGCGGGUUGCAUGUGUGCGAUGAACCUGCAGUCGGAAGAGAGGCUUUUAGCGCGAGACGAAUGGCUCGCUGUUAUUGCCAGCAGACGCGAUCGCUGCCGGAGAGUUCAUCCUUCUUGCAUUAAUUCCCAGCCGGGCGGGCCCUGCCUAUUGACCAGUGUCGAGGCCUUGCAGUCGAUUAGCAGAAUUGAUGGGAUUGAUCGCCUCUCUCUGUGCAUAACCCCUUCCAAACCGGGCGCUACCGUCUGGGCCCGAGCCAGAAACCUGGCUGCUCGGUGUGGCUUUUCAAAUUCUGGCUGCGGCGUCAGUGUGGCACCCACACCACUGCAGCGCGGUCAUAAUGCCAAGCUGCCAGGAGGGGCCUGUAACGGUGUUUCAAGCAAAAACCGGCGCUCUCCCCUCCUUGGUGGGACAGGCCGGCUGGCUGAGCGGCAGCCAGAGCGGCGAUUUGCUGCUCAAGGCGGAGCUGCAGCGCCCCGAAGAACGCGUCCCAACGUCUGCAGCGAGAGCUGCCCGGCCUGCAGGAGAAGUGGGACAUGCCGCAGACCGAGAACCUCUGGAGCGGAAGGGCAGCAAAUCAUAACAUUGCUACAGAACGACGUUCAAGAGCAGGGAGGAGGAGGUGGAGAAGCAGAGGGUAGGCGUGGAACCACUGGCCACCGAGCUGCUGGAGACUCGGGCCCUGCACCAGCAGUGCAGCCAGCAGGAGAAGCUUCCCCCUCCCCUCGCUCUCUACCUUCACCACCCCUGAACUCCUCCACCCCGCUCCCCGACAUGGCCUGUGUGCGGUGUGCGUCUCGGUGGAGGAGGCCGAGAGUUGGCUCACCCAGCCGGAGAUGGGGGAGACCUUGGCCAUGCGAACCAACAACCAGGAGCUUCAAACCAGCCCCCGGGUUUGCCCAGGCACAGAUGGCGCUGGCGCAGGAGCUGGCGGAGAGCCACAAUGCACGCCAGUCACCGAAGGCCGAGUGGUGCCAGCUGCAGGAGCGCCUGUGCGAUGCCGUGGCGCAGCUCGCCUUGCUGCGCAAGGACCAUCCUCCGCAACCUGGACACCGACGUUCGGCUGGCGAACCCCGUGGCAAGUCUCCCUAGCCGUCGCGACCCACGCGGGUCACCCCGGCCAUCGCGACCUUGACACAUCCCCUCCUCCCACUACGACCUCACCAGACCCCUCGACCAUUAUGACUCUCCCACACCAUUACCAUCCUUACAAGCCUCUCUGACCGUCGCGACCUUUACAAGUGUCCCUGACCAUCGCGACCCUGACAAGUUACCCCAUCCAUUGUAAGUCUGCCCAACGCUUGUAGCUGCUCCCAUCCCUUACGCGGUCUCGCCGUCACCUCCAUGACCCCGAAUACGACUCCCAUAACCUCUAAAACUGCUCGGCGCUCCGCGCGUGACCGCGUUGAUGCUUUUUUUUGGAGCUUUGGUGUCAAUCUCGCCAAGCCUCUUUCGAAACAACGGCGAGUGACCGGCUUGGCGCAGCGUCCCAAUGCGGCCGCGCCUCGAGACACGAAGGGCAGCCCUGUGGUAUCAAGUAUUGUUGUUUUUUUCCAAUUUUUGUAAUUAUUAUGUUUUUACUACACCAACAUGUGAGCCUGGCAUACUACACCGAGAGGUUCCAACAAUAAGAUCGAGAAAAAAAAAUCCGCGGACAUCCAUUCCGACGUGCAAUGGAACCACAUGAAAGGGGGCGGAACGAAGGGGAAUAGGGCCCUGAUGCUCCAACCAGGCGAGGACCUCGCGUAAUCCUAUUUAGUUUAUGCUCGUUUGUUGGUGAACUUUUUUUAUACCGCGUUUUUGUUGACCGUUGAGUUUGGUCUGCGAUCACUUUCUGACUGAGUGAUCGUCGCGAAGGCCCACCCCACCCCCCCCGCUGUCUUCUGGCGACGCGAGACGAACUGCACGGGAGGCUUAGUGGCCUAGAUAAUGUACGACGGCGAUGGGAAUGACACAGGGCUAUGUCUUCAUUGGGAACACAAUGUGCUUCAUUGUUACAGGUCGGGACUGUCAACUUGUAGCAGAGGCCCUGCCCAAUGGGUUUUUCAAAGGGGUUAGUGGAGACAUUUGACUGAAGAGCCACAGUGUUACAUUCGUAUAAAAUUCAAACAGCGCGUAUCACAGAUAGACGGCCUACGCGGCGUGUAUAUCACGGUGUGUAUACAUGUAAACUACUAAUUUGCCCCCUGUAGAAGCGAUGAUGGCUGUGUUGGAAGUAUAGUUACUUUAUAUUAUCCUUAGAUUAAUUACAAUUUUUUUUUUUAAAGUACGGUCUUUUUUGUCCGGCUGUGACACCGACCCUAGUUCAGUGACCGCAGGAGUCAGCGGAUGCGCAUGCCCUUUGUCUCCAGCAGCAGAGCAUCUUUGUCUCUGUAGGGCGCUACGAAGGCGCCGAUUCAGAUCCAUGAAGACAAACCGUUAAUUGUACGCGGGAAUGUAGCCUUUAAUAUGGACGGGAUUGCCAGGUGUUGUAGGCAUGGGGCUCCAAAGGUGGCCAAGAGAUGGCGAUGUUGAGCAGUACCCCCUGGUACAUGCUGGGGUUUUUUCUGGGCUCUCCAAAUUUCCUCCCACACGAAGCCAAGCCCUGAUUAAUAGUCUUGGGAAAAACGUCUUAAUUAUAGGUUCCUCCUGAAGGACAGUAUUGAAACUCAAUAGGGUUGUUUUCUGGGCAAAUAAUUGGUGGUGUGAAUGGGAUAUUCAAAAAUACACACGGAAUAGCAUUGCUUUAUUUGUUAAUGUAUUAACACCUAACAAAUGUAUAUUAAAUAGGCAGCCAGCACACAGGGUGAUGUUUGGAUAUCAUCGCAAUGGGUGGAGUGGUGGUCCAGGGGAUCGCUCACUGCCAUAUGAACCCGACAGCCUGAGUUUGAUCAUUCUCUGUCGCCAACAUCAGUGACGAGUGAUGUCUGAGCCGGACCUCAUGAAGGGGCGGGGGAGCCCCUUCAUGAAACCUGCACGGACUGGUGAAGUAUAACCAACACGCCGUGGGGAGGCUGUCAGAAAUAGAUUAACAAAGGGCUGUAAAUUAUUAUCCUGAUCAUAUGCAAUGAUAAAUAUGUAUCGUGAGGAAAAGCAUUAAAGCUGCAACUGUG
Molecule: messenger RNA, 4914 nt
Organism: Petromyzon marinus (sea lamprey)
Lineage: Eukaryota; Metazoa; Chordata; Hyperoartia; Petromyzontiformes; Petromyzontidae
Source: RefSeq, a predicted model, not a curated record